This is a messenger RNA of Sinocyclocheilus anshuiensis, 294 nucleotides long. RefSeq names its product aminopeptidase N-like. The transcript has 3 exons. Bases 22 to 294 code for a protein of 90 amino acids. Lineage: Eukaryota; Metazoa; Chordata; Actinopteri; Cypriniformes; Cyprinidae. The record is from RefSeq and is a predicted model, not a curated record.
AAUUUGGAGUACUUUUUCCUCAUGUUUGACCGAACAGAAGUCUAUGGACCUUUGCAGACUUACCUGCGGAGAAAGGCGCAACCUCUUUUUGACCACUUCAAAGUUAUCACAUCAAACUGGACUCAGAAACCCCCAAGAUACAUGGACCAAUACAACCAAAUAAAUGCAAUCUCAAUGGCCUGCAAAACCGGAGUGAAAGGAUGUUCAGAGCUCACUAGAAUGUGGUACAGACAGUGGAUGAAGAACCCUGACACUAACCCGUAUGGAAAAUGCUUCUCUAAGCCUGAAAUCUGA